CUAUAAAACUUGAAUUGAGAUUAAAUUUCAAAAUAACCAGUUGAAUUAUGAGGCAGAAGACGGAGAAUGUUUUUAAUAAUCUGUGUAUGUACUGCCUGCUACAGAAAGACGAACCCAUGCCUAGUCUGCAUAGAAACAGAGGGACAAACAGAUGGAUAUGGUUAAAUCGAUUCGACUGUGUCGUGAAUAUCUUCUGCAGUGCGUUACACACUUAAUGACAAUACUCAACUACCCUCUCGAAAGGGUAUAUUAAUUGCGACGCGGCGCUGCUGCUGCUGCUGUCUCAGCUGCCGACAGUCAGUCGAACCCCAGCGGGCAGAUUGUGCGCAGCCUGUAAGCCAAAGCCAAGGUAUAGAACAAAUAGUUAUCCGAAACACAAUGUCAACGCAUGAACAGGGCUUACCGGUGGGCGCAGUGUCGCGUUCGCAUCAGUAUCGCAAGGUCAUGAAGCCGCUGCUCGAGCGCAAGCGGCGAGCGCGUAUCAACAGAUACCUGGACGAACUGAAGCAGCUCAUAGUGGAGGUUGUGCAAUUGGAUGAGGAGACGCUGUCCAAGCUGGAAAAGGCUGACAUACUGGAGCUGACUGUGCAUCAUCUACACAGACAGCUCAAGGCCGCUAUCAUCCCCAGGCAGAGUGAGGGGCCUAUCCACUUGGAGACAUGGCACAGCUUUCAGCACUUUGCAUUUGGAUCUCAACAGUGCAUUCUAGAGGUGGUACGAUUUUUACAUCCUCAUGACAUGCAGCUCAAUAGCAAGUUCCUAAGGGCUAUGCAGCAGCUGAUGCCAGCUAGACCAGAAAGUUUUUGGCGACCCUGGUAGAUGGAUACUGGAAGAGAUGGAAUAUGUUCAACAUAAGUUGGUAUUUACAAAUAUUUAAAUAUUAUACAAAUAUA
Molecule: messenger RNA, 893 nt
Organism: Drosophila virilis
Lineage: Eukaryota; Metazoa; Arthropoda; Insecta; Diptera; Drosophilidae
Gene: Hesr
Product: HES-related
Biological process (GO): regulation of transcription by RNA polymerase II; regulation of neurogenesis; anterior/posterior pattern specification
Cellular component (GO): nucleus
Molecular function (GO): DNA-binding transcription factor activity, RNA polymerase II-specific; protein dimerization activity; RNA polymerase II cis-regulatory region sequence-specific DNA binding
Source: RefSeq, a predicted model, not a curated record